Molecule: messenger RNA, 1965 nt
Organism: Zonotrichia albicollis (white-throated sparrow)
Lineage: Eukaryota; Metazoa; Chordata; Aves; Passeriformes; Passerellidae
Source: RefSeq, a predicted model, not a curated record
CCGGGGUGAGCCCGUCCCUGCCCGCAGCCUCCCCUUGCCCGCAGUUCGCUCCUGCUGCUCUCACUGCGCCCGAUCCCAUCCGGCAGCACAGGCGCCCUGCAGGCUUUGGCUCCAGGGCUCUGCACGGUGCCGGGCUCUGCUGAGGAGCACCAGGAGCAGAACCACACCUGGGUUUAUGCUUUCCCUUCGAGAGGGGCAGGCAGAAAUGUAAUGAACAAUGCGGGAAAUUAUCAGUGGCUGCAAAGCUGCUGGACGGAACUUAAAGGAUUUAUAUCUCAUGUCCUACAACACUCAGGCAAUAAAGCCAAGUGGAACAGCAGAAUCCUCUCUGUCCUCAAGGCCUGGAGUGGCACAAGAGGUCCCUGCCACAGCCUGAGAUGAACAAGUCACCUGCCCAUGUGUUGUUUACUCCUCUCUGAACUAUUUUAUAUAUUGAGCACCAUAUAAAAUCACAUUUUGAAUGCUUCUCCUUUGUCUCUCCCUAGUUAAAACCACAGCAGAGACAAACCAAACCAAACCCUCGGAAGAGAAUCCUUACUGGCUGGCAAGCAUCCUCAUUCCGAGCUGCAUAGGUAAGUAGCUUAAAAUUGAAAAUACAUUUUCCUACCCCAAAGCUGUCUGCUGUUAAAUACCUGGAGUCAAUGGUUGAUUUCACUCUCCCUUUCCCUUCUUUGUUAGUUCCCCCAGUAGCCCUUGGAAUUCUAGCUGGGAUCAUCGUGAGACGGAAAGAGAAUGAAAAGCACUCUUAUAAUGUGAAUUCACAAAAGCAGGAGGUGAAGGGAAGGGAUACAGGGAUGCACCUGGAGGUUACAGAUGAGAAGAAGCUCCCCAAGCUCUGGAAUUCCUAUUUUUGCCACACAGGGAAGUGCCACGUGUGUCCCAGCUGUGAGGAGCAGCUCCACAGUGCCCUGGCCCCUCUCUCAGAGCCCCCACAGCACGGCUGUGCCGCCUGCCAGGACUGGCUGAGCUCCCAGCCCCAAAAACCCCGCAGCUACUCGGUGCCCAGCGUGGGUGAUGGGGACAGUCAGAGCCCAGCAGGCACCAGCUCUCCUGCCAUGGAUGUGGAUGUGCUCAGGGCAGAUGGCACAGGAGGAGCUGCUCCAUGGAGGAGUGAGGCAGAGCAGCCCAUGGACCACCAAAGUGACCACAUCUGUCCCACCUGUGAGAGCUGGCUGCGUGCCCACACGGGCCAGGGGGACAGCAGGGCUGUGACACCGGGGGAGUGGCAGCACAAGGGCCCCCAGGGCCCCGUCUGCCCCCCCUGCACGGACAGACAGCUCCUGUCCCUCAUCCACGGGGACACAGCCAGCAGCCCCGUGUGCCCCCUGGCCGGGGAGGGCUCCCCAGCCCACCUGGUCCCUCCGCACAGCCCCAGCUGCCACCUGUGCCCCGUGUGCUCGGUGCCCAGCCACGCUCACCUGUGCCAGCCCCAGCGCCUGGCACCUGACGGAUAAAUCCAGGAGCUGAGGAGGGGAGUCCAGCACCGAUCCCUGGCAGGGAUUCAGCUCCCAGUGCAACAAAGGGACCUGAAAUCAAAGCUCUGACUUCACCUGGGCUGCCACAGAAGCAGAAAAACUAAACACACUUCAAACCCACCUCCGUGUUGGUUUAAUGCCCACUUUUUUGUUUAUUUUUGUAUGAGCAAAGUAUUUUUACAGCUCUCAAAGUGAGGCUUUAAAAAGUCAGUAAACGUUUCUUUGCGCUAGGAAAACAAUUUCCUCUUUGCACAAUCUUACGAGAUUUAUUUGUAUUUCCUAAACUAUUUUUUUAAACUGAGGUUCCUUUCCUAGUGUGCAGAUAAAAGUGCAAAAUUUACAGUUUUUAUAGUAAAACUGUUUUGUAAAUAAAAUUAAUAUAAAAUAAGGAAUACUGGUAUCCUGGCUCUGGGGUUUUUUUUCAUAUUUACUAAUCAAGCCUUUCCAUAGAGUGGCUUAAAAGAUUUUGCAGUCUCAUUAUUUGCCAGAU